Messenger RNA from Dama dama (fallow deer), 409 nucleotides. RefSeq names its product mitochondrial ribosome and complex I assembly factor AltMIEF1. The transcript is spliced from 2 exons. The coding region runs from base 197 to 409 and encodes 70 amino acids. The record is from RefSeq and is a predicted model, not a curated record. NCBI's taxonomy places the organism in Eukaryota, Metazoa, Chordata, Mammalia, Artiodactyla, Cervidae.
GGAAGUCCUCCCGCCACCGUCGGCCUCCUGGAUCCCUUCGGUUCCUCCUCUCAGCUCCGGGCGCAAGGUCGUGGCCCGGAAGUAAAGGGGCCAUGUUGGUGGGUGACCCCAGGAGAGGUACCGGGCGAGAGGCGAAUCUCGAGUAGAGGAAGUGCGCGCGGUCCUCAGCUUGACGCCCAGCCCCUGUCAGUCCCCCAUGGCCUCAUGGAGCCGAGAGGCGGUGCUGAGUCUCUACCGGGCUCUGCUUCGCCAAGGCCGACAGCUUCGCUACACUGAUCGAGACUUCUACCUUGCCUCCAUCCGCCGUGAGUUCCGGAAAAAUCAGAAACUGGAGGAUCCUGAGGCCCGGGAGAAGCAGCUGGAAAAGGGCCUGGUCUUCCUCCACAGCAAGCUAGGAGGGAUCAUUUAG